Molecule: messenger RNA, 2168 nt
Organism: Bufo gargarizans (Asiatic toad)
Lineage: Eukaryota; Metazoa; Chordata; Amphibia; Anura; Bufonidae
Gene: TMEM185A
Product: transmembrane protein 185A
Exons: 7
Coding region: 305-1360 (351 amino acids)
Source: RefSeq, a predicted model, not a curated record
UCUUUAGGAGCAGACAUCUGGCAGACACCGGGGGGAGCACUGGUGUAACCUGCCGCCGUCCUCAGGGCGGUCCCCGGUCUCUCAGGUCACGUACCGGAUCCUUUCCGCCACUACCGGGAACGUUUACUAUUUGGCUUUCCUUAUUAGGCUUCUUGUACCGUAGUCAAUGCUAUAGAGGGUCAGCAGGGGGCGCUCGUGCCUGUGUGAGAAGGAGGCAGUGCGCGGUGUGUCGGAGGAUUAAGGCGGCUUGCUGCAGUGGAGCUCGCAAUGUCCGCUCCUUAGAGCCCGGCGCGGGGGUUACACCAUGAAUCUCCGGGGUCUCUUCCAGGACUUCAACCCCAGUAAAUUUCUGAUCUACGCCUGCUUGUUGCUGUUCUCCGUUCUCCUGUCCCUGCGCCUGGACGGUAUUAUACAGUGGAGUUACUGGGCGGUCUUUACACCAAUAUGGCUUUGGAAGCUAAUGGUCAUCAUUGGGGCAUCGGUGGGCACCGGAGUUUGGGCACGGAACCCUCAGUACAGGGCAGAAGGUGAAACCUGUGUGGAGUUUAAAGCCAUGCUCAUCGCUGUGGGAAUUCACUUGCUGCUCCUGAUGUUUGAAGUUCUUGUCUGUGAUCGAAUCGAGAGAGGAAACCACUACUUCUGGCUCUUGGUCUUCAUGCCGCUGUUCUUUGUGUCUCCAGUUUCGGUGGCUGCUUGUGUCUGGGGCUUCCGACAUGACCGCUCUCUUGAGUUGGAAAUCUUGUGUUCGGUUAAUAUAUUACAGUUCAUAUUCAUUGCGUUGAGGCUUGACGGCAUCAUCACGUGGCCAUGGCUUGUGGUCUGCGUGCCGCUCUGGAUCCUGAUGUCCUUCCUCUGUUUGGUGGUCCUGUACUACAUCGUGUGGUCUGUCCUGUUCUUGCGCUCCAUGGAUGUCAUCGCUGAGCAGAGAAGGACUCACAUCACCAUGGCGGUCAGCUGGAUGGCCAUAGUUGUGCCUUUGCUCACUUUUGAGAUCCUGCUUGUUCAUCGGCUGGACGGACAUAAUUUGUUCUCUUACAUCCCCAUCUUUGUCCCUUUGUGGCUUUCGUUAAUUACCCUGAUGGCAACGACAUUUGGACAGAAAGGUGGCAAUCACUGGUGGUUUGGUAUUCGUAAAGACUUUUGCCAGUUCCUGCUGGAGAUCUUCCCCUUCUUGCGGGAAUACGGGAAUAUCUCCUACGACAUUCACCACGAGGACAGUGAAGACGCUGAGGAGACCCCUGUGCCAGAGCCGCCCAAGAUAGCGCCCAUGUUCCGCAAGAAGACUGGUGUUGUUAUCACACAGAGCCCGGGGAAGUAUGUGGUGCCACCGCCCAAACUGAACAUCGACAUGCCUGAUUAACACGGCAUUACACCGACACGUCCUGUACCGCUCCUCAUUACUAGACUGUAAACUCCACUGACCUCACUCCUUUUUUUUCCUUUCAAUGUAAUCUACUUUAUAAUGCAGCUCUCCUGACAAGUGUGUUUUAGCAAGUACUUGCAUUGCUGUUUUGAAAAAAAAUAUUCGGAAGCAUUACUAGAACUCUAUGUUGUGCCGUUCCUCUGUUAUUCCUCCUGGCAACAUGUGAAUAAAUUGAAAACUGCAUGUUACGAUUACCUUGCUCAGUUGGGCAUGUCCCUACACACUGACAUUGUCCAUUCAAUGCUAACAGUGUCAAACUGCAUAAGGAAAACCGCCUAUGAAAACCCAGUUUUCAAUACACUUGUAAGAGAGGAACCGCACAAUAUUGGAGGACAACUGAAGAUGGUCCUUAAUUUUCAUUUCAGGAGUAAUACUGGUAUUUAGUAAAACAGACGUGUCAGGUGUGUGUCCUCACACCCAUCCAUGGUGCUGCAUUGAGAUCCCUGACCAUGUCAGCUCAGCUUCUAGAUGAAUUAUCAAUUCCUAAUGAAUUUUAAUGUACAUUGCCAUUUGCCAAUAUUUUUUAUUUGUUUGCAUUGUGCACGGAGCCAUUGCUUUGGACCGAUCUCGCAUCUCUUCCAUUCUAGCCUUUUUUCUUUUUUUUUUUUUUAUAUGGACACUAUGCCUUCUUCUAAGAAAUGGUCAAGCUUGGUGUUUUCUACUGCAUGGGACUACUCCUUCUUUAGGAUUUUGUGUUUUUUAAUGUUUUGGCCAUGCUUGCUUGUAUAGUAUUUAUAAAGGAAAA